Molecule: messenger RNA, 989 nt
Organism: Apis cerana (Asiatic honeybee)
Lineage: Eukaryota; Metazoa; Arthropoda; Insecta; Hymenoptera; Apidae
Product: rh5-interacting protein
Source: RefSeq, a predicted model, not a curated record
UUACUACCGACACCACUCUGAUCGCAUCUACUCGUAACUUCACCAGUUGAAUCGAUAUAUCAUAGAUAAGUGAAAAGAUAACGAUUAUCAUCGUAAGAAGAGCGUUUAUUGCAAGCUUUUUAACGAAAUAUAACACAGUUUUUUAUUCAGUACGAAUAAUAGAAAUGAACGACCAAAUUUUCAAAUUUCUAUUAUUUUUUGCGAGUUUCCAAUUACUUUUGGGCUUAGAACAGGACACAUUGGGAUACGGAAAUGUGAAGAUCGGUGAGAAAUGUGAGAGAGAUCGUAAUUGCAUUCCAAAUUCGUAUUGCCGUGCGCAAAAGACAUGCCUGUGCGAACAAUAUUUUUCCCCAACUUUAGACAACUCGAUGUGCAUCGCUAGUGCCGGAUUGAAUUGUGCAAAUGAUUUUGAAUGUAAUACGAUGGCAAAUGCAGCGUGUAGACAAGGAGUAUGUGCAUGCAAAGAUUCGUAUAUCUUAGAUAUAAAUAAUUCUUCAAAUUGUGUCAUUAAGCCAUUGAUGGUAGGUGAUCGCUGUCAAAGGACUGAUGAAUGUCAAGAUAUGUUUGGUCGUGCCAUGUGCAUUAAUGAACGUUGCGAGUGCAUUUCAUCAUACCAUUUUGUGAAUGAAACUGGGAAAUGCAUUCAAACACGAUAUUUAUAUCAUACAUGUUCGAACGAUUACGAAUGUAAAGGAUAUGAUACUUUUAGUAUUCUUGAAUGUAAAAAAAAUGAAUGCGUUUGCAAAGAAGGGACUUGUAGCAAAGGUUCUAUCGUUACUGUUUUUGGAAUUCUUGUAAUACCUAUACUACUUUUAAUAUAAAUUUCCAAAUAAAUUUUAUUUUUUUUAAUAAACUUUAUUAAUUUUUUAAUAAAAAUUUUUCGGUUUAGCAAAUCAUUGCAUAUUCUUUUUAAUAUUAACAAUUAUAUGCGAAGUUUAAAAUUAAAAGUAUUGUAUUGAAAUAAACAAUUUUUAUUUCUAUAGAAAAAA